UCCACAUCUGACUGUGCGCUGUGGUGUUGGCUGAGUGUAGAUUGAUUACCUUUGCGAGAAAGCACAUCCUUUUGCGGUGUGUGCAAAGUAGUGUUUGGAAAUCGACGACCCCCGGUCCAGCUAGUAACGGUUUCGGUAAAAGUCAACAAAAUGGACUACAUUAACUGAGUGCAAGAGUGUUUUCCUGUUUGUGAAUAUUCGAAGGCUCGGCCAAAUUGUUGGGCGAAAUUUUCUUCUGGCCUGGUCGUCGUCGUCGUCGUGCAAGCGAGAGCAAUCAAGCAUUCAAUGUGAAUGGGUGUGUGUGUGCGUGUGGUAGUGGCCUCAAAAUUCGCUCGCUGUCCGUAUACAGUUAACUCCUAGUACGGCCACGGCUGCUACGCUACGGGACGGUACACGGCUACAGAGUGGCGAGAGCUAUUACACGAUUACGACGGACGGCCGAGCGAGGCUUUUUGGCUGUGGUCGCUUUGCUUGCUGCUGAAGCUCCUGGUGUGCGGUGAGGAAGGAAAGGAACGAACGUCGUCGAUCGAAGACAAGCGGGUUGUCCGUCUCGUUUUUUUUUUCGGGAAGAAGCAGGCAGAAGAACAGUGCUCCGUAGAUUUUUUCAUAAUUUUCCCGUUACUUUCGGCCUGGGUUUUAGGUGAAAAGUUCGGGAAAACCCAGCUACGGGGACGUGUGGCCACCAGCAGCGCGGAUUCGUACGAAUUCUGUGCGGAAAACAGUGGAAAAAGUUUGUGGUGCGUCAGUUUUUCGGUGGUGAAGAAAAUUUUCCCCAUAUUUCUUUGCUCUCUGGUUUCGGAACGGGCCCGACAGUGUGAAGGAAAAAAAAAAGAGGUUGCUUCUUUGCUUUUUGAGGUUGUCGAGUGGAAGUGGCUGAGCUCGCACGGAGGCAGGCAGGAAGAAGAGUGAAAAAGUGUGUGUAAAAGUUUUGAAAGAAUAAGAAAACCAACUCCGACGAGAAAAGAAAAGCGAUUUGCAAGUUGGAAAAGUGCGGUGGAAUUUCUGCAGGUGAAAAGUUUCCGGGAAUGAAGUGACACGCUCGAAAGGAACCCCCCGGUUGGAUUUGGAAAGUAGCCAGCUGUCCGCGGCCCACGAACAAACAAGAAGAGGUGCGGUUCUUUCGGUGGUCGCUUUCAGACCAGCAAGAGGCGAAUAGAGCAGGAAGAAGCAGCAGAAAAAUAGCUGUGAAAAUUUUCUGCAGGAAGGAAAGAAAGUCGAGUGGGUGCGACGAAGAGAGUAGUUGGCAGGAGGGAGCAAGCAAAAUCUCUGAAAACUCGCGCCGCGGUGGCGUUUUUUCUUCCGACGAAAAAGCAACCGGACGGACCGACGGAGGAAAAUUGCUGGAGCCCAAAAACGGAAUAUAAUAAUGCUCGAAUGGGAAAUCAAUCGCAUUUUUGAAAGUGUGUGUGUGUACGUGUGAAAUUCGGUGCUCCCGAAAGGUGGUUUCAGAUCCAGCGGAAAACAACCAGCAACUAAAGACUUAUAAACCAACUCAACAAAUCCCGGCAGCAGCAGCAGCAGCAGUCCAGCCCUUGCGAAUGAAUACUCCCGACAGCGUGAAUAACACUCACCUGCCUCCUCGAUUGAGUGUGACGCCAGCGCGAGAAGAGCCUUGAUUGAAUCCUACUCCUCGAACGACGGAACUCCUUCAAGACAAACAAACAAAAUACUCCGGAAAUGCAACCGUCAAGUAGAAGUGACUCCAAGCUGGUGUAUCGAUCAAAACUUGAACACCAAAUCGUGUGUUGAAAUUGCCCGUAUUUAAGGAGGAGUUCCUCUGUGGGGAAAGUGCGAUUGAGAUCAGACGUGUAGUGUGACCUCAUCCAGUGAGUGAGUGAGAGCAAAAGGGGCCAACAAACCAAGCAAGUGAUUUCCGUGCCACGAAGCCGUGACCUGCGGGUGUGUUUGUGCUUGAAUUGCGAAGGAAAAAUCCUCACCGGAAGCAAAGCAAAGUGAGCAAAGCGGAAGCAGGAAGAGAAACGUCUCCGCAUUUCUAAAUUGUUGUUCAGGUGAUUUGUGUCCCUUGCAGUAGGUUACUGAAGGGGGUUUUGUGUGUUCUAGGAAUUCUCUAUAUAGGAAUAGACCGCAUAGCAGGUCAAAGUGAAGGACGUCAAAAUAGCGGCAGUACCACCCAUACCAGCAGUAGCAGUGGUCAGCGGUAGUAGUGGUAUUAGCAAAAACAACACCAACAGCAGCAGCAGUACGAUGUCGGCCACAAUGAGAAUUCUGCUGCAGACUGUUCCGGAGUCGCAACCGGCCGAUCAUGUCACCAAUGCCGUCGCCCCGGUGCAGGGUACUACGCAGACCGAGACCAAAUCGCACUCGCAUGUCACUGCGGCGGCUGCCGUCAAGAACCGAUCCUCGUCCAGUAAGCUGACGAUGACCUUCGCUAUCUAAAUGCUCCAACGGGGAAAAACCAGUGCACCAUAUAGAGACAUUUUCAGUGAAGGUGAAAGUGUACCGCGCAGUGUAUCUCUAACAAAAAAAAACAAAUCCACUUAUACUAGUGUUCAGAGCGAAAAAAAAUAAUAAAAAAAUCAAGCUGUCAUCCAUCUGUUCGCCAUGAAUUCCAAGGAGUUUGAACGCAACGAGCCGAACCGGCGCAGCAUCCGGCUCAAACCGAACAAACUGGAGGUCGUCACCCUCGGUGAACUACCGACGGCCGCCAAACGCACUACCCUUCUCAGUUCUCCGCAGCCGGCUCGCGUCGCUGCCAGAAACCUGCGCAACGAACAAAACUCCUGCGGACAAAUCGACAUCCGUGAUGGCUACAGUCUUAAACUCAGUGACAUUACGGGACUACCCCCGAAAUCCUCCCAUUCGUCUCCCAUAGAACCGGAGGAUCAGUCCCUCUCUGUGCUCCAGAACCUCGAACGUCAAAUCCAUACCAUGGAGUUUGACACCCGCAUGAACGCGGACCGUACCGCGGACGUACUGGAUUCGAAAAAAGACCGUCCGGUUCACUAUGGCGAGCUUCCGAGUCUGCUGAACACCGGCAUCAGCGACGUGUCCGGAAACGGUUUCGGGUACAUGGACAAAACCGGUGAAAGCGACAGCGACGACAAUCUCGGUCCCAGUUCCUUCAAGCGCGGUGAAGACUCUCGCAGCUCCACCGGUGGGGCUUAUACCUCCGCCGCAUCCCGUAAACUCAAAACCACUCGCGUCAUCAACCGAACCGCUUCCGACUCCAAGAACGCCGAAACUACGGCCAAGCUCCUCCGCCAGAAGAAGCCGGCUCCGCGGCCUCCGAUGAUCAUUCCCACCACCUCGCCUCCGCAGGUGACCAAGCUGGUCCCGAAGGAAACCACCCCUAUGGCUACAGCAGUCGGUGGAUCUUCCGGUAGCAGUUCGGCGGGUUCCUCCUCGACAACGGGAAGCUCCUCGAUAGCAGCAGCCAGAGCGUCGCCAGCCAGCAGCGUGAAGAAUUCCACCGAACGAAAAAUCAGCUCCGAGAUAAUGAAACACUUGGUCAGUCCGCAGAAAUCUCAGGGUUCGCCAAAUAUGCAGAUGCGCGGAACGGGCGCCCGAUGGCGACCGGCCGAGGAGCAUAUCGGCAAGUACAAACUGCUGAAAACCAUCGGCAAAGGCAACUUCGCCAAGGUGAAACUGGCUAAGCACGUUCCGACGUCGAAGGAGGUGGCAAUCAAAAUCAUCGACAAGACACAGCUGAAUGCGUCCUCGCUGCAGAAGCUGUACCGGGAGGUGCGAAUAAUGAAACUGCUGGACCACCCGAACAUUGUCAAGCUGUUUCAGGUGAUCGAAACCGAGAAGACGCUCUACCUGGUGAUGGAGUACGCAUCCGGCGGUGAGGUGUUCGACUACCUUGUCCUGCACGGUCGGAUGAAGGAAAAGGAGGCUCGCGCCAAGUUCCGACAGAUCGUGUCCGCCGUCCAGUACUGCCACCAGAAGCGAAUUAUCCAUAGAGAUUUAAAGGCAGAGAACCUGCUACUGGAUAGUGAAAUGAACAUCAAAAUUGCCGAUUUUGGUUUCUCGAACCAAUUCACGCCCGGCUCGAAGCUAGAUACCUUCUGCGGUUCGCCUCCGUACGCCGCACCGGAACUGUUCCAGGGUAGAAAGUAUGACGGUCCCGAAGUGGACGUGUGGUCGCUCGGCGUCAUCUUGUACACCUUGGUCAGUGGGUCGCUCCCGUUCGACGGUGCGACGCUACGAGAACUGCGGGAACGUGUCCUCCGGGGAAAGUAUAGAAUUCCCUUCUACAUGUCGACAGACUGCGAAAACCUGCUGAAGAAAUUCCUCGUCCUCAAUCCGGCCAAACGGGCCAGCCUCGAGUCCAUUAUGAAGGACAAGUGGAUGAACAUGGGCUACGAGGAAGACGAGCUGAUACCCUUCAUUGAACCUAAGCCCGAUCUGAAAGAUCAGAAACGGAUAGGUAAGACGGAAGCGCUAGUCGCGAUGGGCUAUAAUAGGCAAGACAUAGAAGAAUCAUUGACAUUCACACGAUACGAUGAUGUUUUCGCCACUUAUCUACUACUCGGAAGAAAGAGCACGGACCCGGAGUCCGACGGGUCCCGGUCCGGAUCGUCUCUGUCGCUACGUAAUAUCGCCGGCAACGAGGGUGCCGCCGCUGGCAACUCCCAAGUGCAAAGUCCCACGCACCGAGGCGUGCAUCGAAGUAUAUCAGCAUCGAGUACAAAGCCGAGCAGACGAGCCUCGAGUGGGGGUGAAACCUUACAGAUUUUCCAACGCUUCAUUACAGGUGUCGGUCCGACGGCGGCAGUGGCAGCAGCCGCAGCAGCAGCCGGCGGUGGUACCGGCGGCGGAGGUGGUGGCGGUGGCAGUACUGCCACCGGUGCCAGCUCAGCAGCGACCGGUGCCUCGACGGCCAGUGGGGCCGGUGCCGUAGCGGUCAACAGCACCGCCAUCAGUAACAAUCACAGCUCCGGGGCCAGCAGUGGCACCUCGGAACGGACAUCAGUUAGCAGUAAUUUCAAGCGACAGAAUACUAUAGACUCAGCCACCAUGAAGGAGAACACGGCCAGAUUAGCCGCACAAAACCAGAGGCCGGCGUCGAGCAUAACCAAACCGAUCACAUCGGCGGAUAACUCAUCGAUCUCCAGCCCGGCGAAGCCCCGUACCACCAGUACGACCACCGGGAAGUUCGACCCGAGCAACGGUAACCGAACGGUCGGUCCCAGUGCCGGCCUGAUGCCGAGACGGUCCACGACGCUAUACGAGAAGACAUCCUCGACGGAAAAGACAAACGCCACCACGGAUUCCACCUUCAUUGGUCCGAUACCGGAAUUCACCCGUGGCAGCUCGGCCGGAGCGGGCAGUGGCAAAGGUCACGUGAAGAGUGCAUCCGUAUCGAGCCCGGGACCGUCGGCCGACAGUAGUACCAACAGCGCCGCCACAACCGAUCCCCUCCGUCAAAGCAUGGUGAAUCGCAAUAGUCUUACACCAGCCGUUAAUUCUUCCAGACAACCGGUUGCAUUUCCCAGGAAUGUUCCAUCGCGAUCGACUUUCCACUCGGGCCAAACCAGAUCCCGCAACAGUACGACAUAUGCCGGCACCGGAGGCAACGUCGGCGACUCGCCACACACUGGCAAAACUUUCCUGCAAAGACUUACUACCAGAUUCAGCAAACGGCCCAACGAAGGCCAAGCAAAUACUUCAUCAAAUAGUAGUGGCUCGACUGGAGAGGAACCGGUAAAGCCACGGGUGCUACGCUUCACCUGGUCGAUGAAGACGACAUCGCCUCGGUUGCCGGACGAAAUCAUGGCCGAGAUUCGGUCCGUGCUGGACAAGAACAACUGUGAUUACGAGCAGCGGGAGAGGUUUGUUUUGCUGUGCGUGCACGGUGACCCGAACACGGACUCGCUGGUGCAAUGGGAAAUCGAGGUCUGCAAGCUGCCACGGCUAUCGCUCAACGGUGUGCGGUUUAAGAGAAUAUCAGGCACCAGCAUCGGCUUCAAGAACAUUGCCUCCAAGAUCGCGUACGAUCUACGUCUGUGACUCGAUACAAAAUCGGAGGAGUACCACUCGGUCGGUAGCGAUGCACCGGAUGGUAGUGAUAAGGGCGACGGCGAUGGCAAUGAUGGCGGCAACGGAGGUGGUAGCACCGGAGGUGGCAGCACCGGAGGCAAUGGUGACAACAAUGACAGCAGUGGAAUCGAACAUGGUGAUGAUACGACAACAACAACUACAACCGCGGGAGAAGACGGUGGCUAUAGGAAAAAUUCUAUUGGAAAUUCUACUACCACAUCAAAUACCACCGGAAGCGGUGGUUGUAGAUAUGGUGGUACUAGUACUACUGGUACUACAUACAUGACGACGGUGAGCGAUGCUAAACCUUACGAUGGUUUCAACGUUAACCACUACUACCCGGGCGAUAAUUACAAGACAGUCCGUGAUGAUGGCAAAGCGGCAAAGGCGGAAGAUUCCCCCACCUCGAAGGGAGGUGAUGGUGACAAGGUGGUUGGUUACAACAAUAUAUUUGCAUCGUUGCUGAGAACUACUACACUUUAGAAUGAGGGAGAAGUUCUAGAGACGGAGUUGUUUAACAGAGUGUUGUCAAGUUUUUAGAGUGUUGACAGUUUACUUAUAAACUAGAAGGAAAAUCGUAUUGCAAUGGAGCCAUUUUUUAUAAACACACACACACACACACACACACAUAUACACACAGAUGUUCAUGAUGGUAGAAGAUUAAACACACAAAUCCGUUACAAAAUAGUAUUCUCGUUGAAAGGAUAACCAUUAAUCAAAGGGACAUAUUUAGCUAAUUCAGAACCUAAAACAAAUGAGUGCAUUGUGCCGUAUACAGAUAUCUUCCCCACACGAGCAGUAGGUAAACGAUUGCUUUCACCUUUAAUUCGAAACCUUCGUUAUUGACUUUCCAGAAUUUUAAUCGUAGUGUCUUUUCAAUUCUAUUGAAUUCUAAUCGAAUUUCACUCAUUUGUGGAGAACUAUAUCGGUAAACUACUGCUCAAACUGCGAUGAGUCGAGUGAACGACAUUUAUAUAAAUAGUUGCAUAUAUGCGUUUUAAUAUCAAACUAGCUCACCCAUACUCACGGUCAUGAACUAUUCUAAUCCUACGCAAAGAACACAAAAUUAACGAAAAUGCCUUUUAACAGCAACAGCAAAACAAACAAAAGACAAUGUCACCAUCAUCACCUCGAAUUAUGCGAAAGCAACCCCAUUCAAAGUUUCCCCUAUGCUCCUACCGCGGAAUACAACUGAGAAAAGACUUAUCCAAGUGGAAGCUCCCGUUUCUAGGAACAAACAUAAAACAAUGACUGAUUUUAUCCGUGGGAUUUGUUCGGAAUCGAACCCACAGAAUCUAUCUACUACACACUACCUACUACAACCGCAUCUACUGCACACCUUUCGCGCGUAUUGUCUAUCGUAGAGUACAGCACCGUCAGCAUCUCGUGUAAAAACAUUUGUAGAACUGUAGUAUCGCAUCAUCACACGUGUCUCCCACGUAGCUAGGUCGAAUUUACCUGAUUUAAUUGUUGCCCCACAGGCAGUGAGACGAAUCAGAACGUAAUAUUGUAUAAACAAAAACCAAAAAAAGUAUGUAUCGCCAAUAUAAAUGUCACCCUGUUAUCGCUUCCCGCUUUCGCCUCCAGGAGAGAGGGCUCGCUACCCAAAUCCGAACUGUGCGAAAGUGUGCGUGCGUGUUAGUGUUUUGGUAGCACUAGAAUAUCCGUAGUAGGACUUGUUUUCUAGCAGUAGUGUGAUCGAAUGGAACGAAUGGACCCGAGUGGAUGGCAGAAUGGUUGAGAGUUCCUGUAUUUUUCCGGGACAAAGCUAACGAACUAAUUCAGCUAAAAGUGAAUUUAAACUAAUGAGAGCUCGUUCUUACUGAGUAGUUAAGUGCAAGUAAAAGGUCAUAUUCAGUGGGUUUUUCUCACAUUCAGUGUACAUUUUCUCAUAGAUUCAAGACCCAUUAAUCAGGAAACAACAUCAAGAAGGCACUCGUUUCCACGUGAUGCACGGCGGGCUGUCAAAUGUCAAGCAAAACUUCCACCAGAUGGCGCAUUGUGAGUCGCUCGUUCGUAAGUAGCUUUUUCCGUUUCCAAUACGUUUUGAUAGUUUGUAAUACUACGUUUCGUUGCAAAUUGAUGCUCGCUUACAGCGAUAGUGCCGUCUGCUAUUGAAUUUAGUGCAAUUUUGUAAGUUUUAAUUGAUGAAUUAUGCUUUAGAAAAUGCCAAGUGCCAGGAAGGCCACCAUCUUGGGAACGGGUGUCCAAUUAUCUGCUCACAGUUUUUCCUCAUAUCCUAACGUUGCAUCUCUCAUUUGAACAUUGAAUUGAACACCACGUAAACUAUUCAUACAUUUUCGACAAACAUAUACCCACUCUCAUGAAAGUUAUUAAAAACAAAAA
Ochlerotatus camptorhynchus is the source of this 8349-nucleotide messenger RNA. Its product is annotated as MAP/microtubule affinity-regulating kinase 3-like. The transcript is spliced from 19 exons. NCBI's taxonomy places the organism in Eukaryota, Metazoa, Arthropoda, Insecta, Diptera, Culicidae. The record is from RefSeq and is a predicted model, not a curated record. Gene Ontology annotation, molecular function: protein serine/threonine kinase activity; ATP binding; tau-protein kinase activity. Gene Ontology annotation, cellular component: cytoplasm. Gene Ontology annotation, biological process: protein phosphorylation; microtubule cytoskeleton organization; intracellular signal transduction. The coding region runs from base 2563 to 5973 and encodes 1136 amino acids.